AUGACAGAUCGGUUUGCCCGCACCGAUGGCUCAACGACGUCUCCGUGCAACACUACCGAAGGAAUCUAUUGCGGAGGGACAUGGAGAGGAACUAUUGAUCACCUCGACUAUAUCCAAGGAAUGGGAUUCGAUGCUGUGAUGAUUUCUCCCAUUAUUGAAAACAUUGCCGGUCGGGCUUCAUAUGGUGAAGCCUAUCAUGGAUACUGGCCCCUGGAUCUCUACUCCCUCAACUCACAUUUCGGGACAUCUCAAGACCUACUUAGCUUGAGUGAAGCACUUCAUUCGCGGGGCAUGUACCUGCUGAUGGAUACUGUCAUUAACAACAUGGCGUACAUGACCAAUGGAAGUGACCCGGCCACGCACGUCGACUACUCAGUCUUCACGCCGUUCAACAACUCUGAUUAUUUCCAUGCCGCCUGCAAUAUCACAGAUUGGGAUAAUUUCACCAAUGCACAGUUGUGUCAAACAGGUGAUUGGGAGGUGGCGCUCCCUGACCUCUUCACUGAACACAUCGAUGUCCAAACCCUGUUAGAGACCUGGGCCCAGGAUAUAAUAAAGAAGUACUCUGUUGAUGGACUUCGAGUUGAUGCGGCUAAGCAUGUCAGUCCAGGUUUUCUUAAGAACUUCGGUCAUGCUGUGGGCGGGUUCAUGACGGGAGAGGUCUACCAACGAGAGGUGAGCAUUAUCUGCGACUACCAAGAAAAUUACAUCGGAAGUGUUCCCAACUACCCGGUUUAUUUCUCCAUUUUGGAGGCAUUCACAAAGGGCAACACUUCAUCACUUGCUCUCAAGGUAGAGGAAAUGAAAAACUCAUGUCCCGACGUCACUGCGCUUGUUUCCUUUUCUGAAAACCAUGACCUUGCCAGAAUCGCGGGUUUGACUGAAGAUAUAUCAGUAAGUAUACCAUAUCCAAAUGCAUUCGAUUAUCUACCAUCGCUGAUUGAACUUCUUUUACUCAAGAUUGCGAAGAACACAUUGACUUUCACCAUCCUAUUUGACGGUAUUCCAAUGAUCUAUCAAGGGCAAGAACAACACUUCAACGGAACAGGACAACCGGAGAAUCGAGAAGCUGUGUGGCUUUCUAGCUACAAUAAUGGCACGGAGCUAUAUCAUCUAAUUGCAACUCUGAACCGAAUUCGAAAGCAUGCCUACAGCCUGGAUCCGGGCUACCUUGACCUUCCAACUCGCACCGUUUUCCAAGGUGGGAGUGAACUCGGCUUCUACAAAGGCGUCGAAGGGCGACAAGUCCUCAUGCUCCUAUCGACUCAAGGUAUAAACGGUGGCUCCUACCCUGUCGGAAUGCCAGUUAGCUUUAAUGCUGGCACAGCUGUCACUGAGGUCCUGGGUUGCACGGCAUAUGAGGUCGAUGAUGUAGGGCAGCUUACCGUUAACAUGGCGAAAGGAGAACCGCGAGUCUUUUUCCCUAGUCACUUAAUGGAAGGGAGUGGGCUAUGCGGCUACUCCUCGAAGAAUGUUUCCUAUACACAACUAGUAACAGGUCAAUCUGUUUCAUUGGGGGCCAAAAAUAAAGGGCCUGGCGAUCACACGAUGUGGGGACUUGUUAUGCUCACGUUUAUGACAAGCUUGAUGAUCUUUUGA
Molecule: messenger RNA, 1599 nt
Organism: Penicillium macrosclerotiorum
Lineage: Eukaryota; Fungi; Ascomycota; Eurotiomycetes; Eurotiales; Aspergillaceae
Product: alpha-amylase
Exons: 1
Coding region: 1-1599 (532 amino acids)
Biological process (GO): carbohydrate catabolic process
Molecular function (GO): calcium ion binding; alpha-amylase activity
Source: RefSeq, a predicted model, not a curated record